CACGUUUCGUUGAUUGGAAUCAUGAAGUCAUGAUUUGCAUUUGGCAAUUGAUCGUAAUUUUAAUAUAAUACGACAACGAAUUUAAUCCCAUGAAAAUUAAAACUUCAUCGCCAAUGGCGUUUUGAUUUUUUCCAUGAGAUCUCCAUAGAACAGAGUUCAGCGAGUGUGAAUAAUUGUAAAACGUUAGAGGUAGUCCUGUUCUAGAAUCGUUACUUGCUUCGUUACUGUUUGAAAAAGAUGCUUGUUGUCGAUAAUUUGGAAGAAUCGUCCCGAUCACAGAAUUUAGCAUCGGGUAGAACCUUGGAUAACAACGGUGAUAAAUUGAACAAGAUCGUUCCAAUGUAAUUUCCCUCGUAUCCUGUACACCCCGUAGUUUUCACUCUUGUGCUCAGCAAUUAUUACGUCAUAGCGUACUAAUAACUAAUUAGCUGCGUGUGUGGGACGUAAUGACGGGACAAUAGGCGGUAAUCACGAUGGGAAGUGCUUAGUUCGACGAUAAAUGCUUUUGCCUCCUUCCUCUCCUGGGGCCACCUGGCCUAUAUUUAAUGUUUUCACAAUGAACAACUCCCUUGUGACGAGGACCAGGGAGUAGAGAUAAUGUUUUAUUGGCUAUUCGUUUCUCUUUUGUAUUUAUGUUUCAACGUUGUUAUUCAACAAUCAUUCCGUAUAUCACUAUCAUCAUAGAUGAAGCGAUAAUAUUUUGAGCGUAUAAUUCUCUCUCUCUCUCUCUCUCUCUCUCUCUCUCUCUCUCUCUCUCUCCGUAUAAAAAGUAUUUGUAAAAAUGUUCUCUCGUGCGACAUAUGACCACAAAGUAUAUGAAUACGACAUAAUCGUAUAUCGAAUAUGAAGAAAUAUUUUCGUUUCUCUUAAUGUUUGAAAAACUAGUGUUUCAAAAGGAUCAGAUCGCGAUUUUGAAUCGAUCACGUUUGAAUCAAUGUCAAUAUGGUGGGGUGAUCUAUUUGGGGAGGUACGGCGCGAUGCGGCGCGACAAGAAUCAGCCAGCGAGGUGAAUCGUGGCCAGAAAAAGCGAGAGCGAAGCAUCUCUAGAACGAGAACGAGUGUCCAACUGGACUCUGUACUCAGAUCUCUUUGUCAUUCGUGCAUUCUACCUCAAUCUCCUUGAAGAGAAGUUUCUUGAACAAGAUAAAUAUCGACGACGCAAACUUUUCCGUUUUCAUUCAGUCUUAGGAUGGCGGCGGUGGAUGAUCCCCUCUGCCAAGAACCUUUAGUGUCCGUAGAGUUUGAGGUUUUCGGAAAAGUGCAAGGUGUAUAUUUUCCCAAAUACGUGAGGGAUAUAUGCCUGCAAUUGAAAAUCUGUGGUUGGGUGAAAAAUAGUAAAACUGGCACGAUUCUCGGAAAGAUGCAAGGAUCUCGAGCGCUUGUCGAUCAGAUGGCACAAUGGUUAACGUCAGUGGGCAGUCCAGGUAGUGAGAUACAUCAUUGCGAGUUUACAAAUUGGGAAACUGUUACAAGGCAACAAUAUCAAGGUUUUGUCAUUCGUUUUUAAGAGUAUUUGUACAGCGCAUAACUGAAUGUAUAUGUUUAUCGUUGCAUUAAAUUCUAAUAUUAAUUGCAAAUU
This is a messenger RNA of Monomorium pharaonis (pharaoh ant), 1579 nucleotides long. RefSeq names its product acylphosphatase-2. The record is from RefSeq and is a predicted model, not a curated record. NCBI's taxonomy places the organism in Eukaryota, Metazoa, Arthropoda, Insecta, Hymenoptera, Formicidae. The transcript is spliced from 3 exons. Gene Ontology annotation, molecular function: acylphosphatase activity. The coding region runs from base 1190 to 1507 and encodes 105 amino acids.